Messenger RNA from Charadrius vociferus (killdeer), 3210 nucleotides. RefSeq lists its product as uncharacterized. The record is from RefSeq and is a predicted model, not a curated record. Bases 1 to 3210 code for a protein of 1069 amino acids. Lineage: Eukaryota; Metazoa; Chordata; Aves; Charadriiformes; Charadriidae. The transcript is spliced from 13 exons.
AUGGGAGAUAUCUGGCUGGUUGGGUUGAUGGGGCUUGUGUACGUCUGGUUUCCCAAGGCUGCUGCUCAGAAUCUCAUAAAAAGCCCCAGGGACCAGAAAACAGAGCAUACCCUCUUAAUUAAUGAAGUCAAUGCUGACAGCCCAGGAGAGGACACUUCUGAGUUUGUGGAGCUCUAUCACACCAGCGGUCAAACAGCCCGCUUGGAUGGCUACUAUCUGGUCUUCUACAACGGCAAUGGAAACCGAGCCUACAAAGUUUUAAACCUCCAGGGCAAAGUUACUAACAACCAAGGGCUCUUUCUCAUUGGCUCCUCUUCUGUGAACCCUGCUAUGGUUAUUCCGAAGAACACUAUCCAGAACGGCCCUGACGCAAUUGCUCUCUACUAUGGAAAAGGGAACUACAAGGAAGGCAUGGGUGUCACAAAUUAUGGACUAGUAGAUGCCUUGGUCCAUAAGACUAAGAAGACAGACAGAGCAGACACACUGGUCAGGGUACUGACCCCUGGCAGAGAUGCUUUCCUGGAGGACUCCACCUUCAGGACCAUGGAUGAGUCAAUAGAAAGGUGCCGUGGGUCAGAUUCUCAGUGGAUCUUCCAAGUGGCCAUGCCCACUCCAGGCACAGACAACCACUGCAUCCUAACUUCUCAGCUGAACGCAUCUGCCGUCCUGAUCAGUGAGGUCCUUCCUGCGUCUUCUUCCGAAGAAUUCGAGUUCAUAGAGCUUCAGGGUCCGCGCUCCACCAUGCUGAGGGACAUUGUCCUGGUGUUGAUCGAUGGUCAGACCAAAGACAUUUAUUUGACCAUGGAUGUUUAUGGCAAAACCUCACUGGAUGGGCUACUUCUGAUCGGUCCCGCACAAAGCAAAACCCCAGUGAAUCUGCCGUUCCCGGAGAACAUCACCCGUCCUGUCCUCAGAGGUGGCCCCAAUGCCGUUGCCCUCUACAGAGGCAACAGCAGCAGUUUUGUCCCAGGGGCGGCGCUGCCAGUGACCGGCCUGUUGGAUGCCUUCAUGUACACAAGCAACGAGGAACCAAACCCUGAGCUGCUGGAGACCCUGACCCCUGGCAGACCUGCCUACAAGGAAAAGCGGCACCAGCUGGGAGAUGUGUCCAUGAGUCAGUGCAACUGCUGCUCGGUGACCCGGGACUCCCUGUCCUACGUCCUCAGCAGGCCCACCCCUGGCAUGUUCAAUGAUUGCCCCAGCAAACGCUUCAGCCAGACUGUCUCAUUCUGCUUUCAUGUAACAGAUUGCCAGGAGUGGUUUCUGAAGUCAGAAGAGAUCCUGAUGACUCUGGUCCAGGCCCUCGAUGGAUCCUGCAGCUGUGGAGUCUCUGCUGCUUACUUCAAAGAGCCAAAGGCAGCCUGCCAGGACCUGGGGCUUGUGUUCACCACUCUGCUAACUGCUAAGUCAGAGGACCAGCUGAGCAGCCUGCUGCUAGCCUUCAAGACCUUCCUGGAGACGCCCAGACUUGUGAGUUUUGACAGAAGGAACAUCACAGCAGAAAGCUCCUGCUCCAAGGAUAUUAAUGUGCCAGACUUGCCUCCAGGUGUCCCAUCAGAGAUACCAGAAGGGACUCAAGAGCCUUCUGCACAAGUGGCCAAGCUACUCAUCAACGAGGUGAACCCAGACAACCCAGGGGGAGAAGAGGAUGCAGAGUACAUUGAACUCUUCUACACUGGACAGACACGCUUCGACCUCCAGGGAUACUGGUUGGUUCUCUACAAUGGUAAAAAUAACCGGGCCUACCAGGUGUUGGACCUCUCUGGACACCACACAGAUGAGCUGGGUUACUUCUUGGUGGGGAGCAGCGCUGUGCACCCAGCACCCAUGAUCAGGCUGCCCCCCAACACCAUCCAGAAUGGGGCAGACGCUGUGGCUCUCUACUGCAGCAACACCACCCUCUACACGGUGAACAUGGCUGUGACUGCAGAGGGGCUGGUGGAUGCUGUGGUCUACACGUCCCGAAUGCCAGAGAAGGCAGACCAGCUAGUCAAAGUGCUGGUACCAGGGCAAAGCAUCCUGUAUGAAAACGAUUCUCACAGCACUGAGGAUGAGUCUCUGAGCCGCUGCCACAGCCUGAGCACAAAACUCCAGAGCAGCUUCCAGGUGACCAUGGUGACGCCUCUGGGGGAGAACUUCUGCAGCAGCUCCUCAGUGCUGGUCCCUCCUGCCAUCCGCAUCAGCGAGCUGUGCCUGGCUGGCAGCACUACCCCCUAUCGCUUCGUUGAGCUGGAAGGGAAGCCUGGCACAAGCCUGGUCGGGCUCAGCCUGGUCUUCUUCUCAGGGUCGGAGGACAAGGCGCAUGCCAGUGUCCCACUGAGGGGCACCAUCGGAGCCACGGGGCUGUUCGUGUUUGCACUGGACGGAGGGCACGGGCAUGAUGGGACAAACCUGACUUUCAAGGACAUCACUGCUGCUAGCAAAGGCUCCAGCGCUAUUGCAGUGUACAGCACCAGCUUGAUUACUGGUGGCACAAAGGCAACAUUAGAGAACUUGGUGGAUGCCGUGGUUUACACAUGUGAGCCCAGCACAGCUGGAGGACACUUGGACUUCCUCGGACCAUCUUACACUGUGCCCUGCAAGGAUGACAGGCCUGUGUCCCUGAGCCGCUGCGCCUGCAGCAAUGCCAGCACAGAGCUGCAGUUUGCCAUCUCGGACCCUACCCCUGGUCUGCAGAACAGCUGUCCUCAGGACGCCUUUGCGGUGGAUCUCCACCUCUGCCUUCUGACACCAAACUGUUCCAUGUGGACCCUGCACCACAGGAGGCUGCUGGAAAGCUUGGGAAAGGUCUUGGUGAGCUCCCUAGAGGAGAAGUGCUCCUGCGGAGUCUCUGAACUCUACCUGCAAGAGCUGAACCUGACGUGCGUGGGCUCCCUGGUGCAGGUCUGGGGCCAGGUGUGGGCUCAGCAGCUGGAGCAGCAGCAGUCCAUCGAGACCUGGCGCCAGGGCUUCAUGGCCAGCCCCGACCCCUUCUCCGUGGAUGGGAGAGUGCUGAAAAUCAGUCCUGAGUGCAUCGCCCCAAAAAAUACACUGUCUGUGUCGCACAGCGGUGCUUCCUUCCAGGGCUGGGAAAUUGCCUUGUUUGUCGUGGGAUCUCUCCUGCUCAUGUUCUUGUUGGUCAGCCUGGCAUUUUGCUUCAUCAAAAGACAUCCCCAAAAUUACACCAACAUCGAAAUGAAUGACUGCGGGGAGAUUGCAGCCGACUUCUAA